CCCCCCCUCGCACCUCUCCCCCCCCUCUCUCUCUCAGUCCGCGCGGCACCGAGAGCGAGGAGAGCUGCAGGCAUCUCUCCGGCGAGAAUGUCCUCGGUGUCCAAUGUGGAAAAUCUGCCUCCACACGUUAUUCGGCAAGUGUGGAAGGAGGUGACGGAGCUGGCACGAGAGCCUCCAGAGGGCAUCAAAGUCUACCUGAAUGAGGAUGACAUCACAGAUGUGCAGGCUACAAUAGAGGGUCCAGAGGGCACUCCGUAUGCAGGUGGCAUCUUCCGCAUGAAGCUGGUGCUGGGUAAGGACUUCCCGGCAUCGCCACCUAAAGCUUACUUUCUCACCAAGAUUUUCCACCCCAACGUGAGCAGCAGUGGGGAGAUCUGCGUCAAUGUGCUCAAGAAGGACUGGAAGGCUGAGCUGGGCAUCCGCCAUGUCCUGUUGACGGUGAAGUGCCUGCUGAUUCAUCCAAACCCCGAGUCUGCGCUGAAUGAAGAGGCUGGCCGCCUGUUACUGGAGGCCUAUGAGGACUACGCCGCCCAUGCCAAGCUGCUGACCGAGAUCCAUGCCCUGCCAGCCAAUGCCGCACCCACAAAUGCGGGCCCCGCUGCCGAUGGUCCCUCUGCCAAGAAGCAUGCUGCCGACAAGGACAAAAAACUUGCUGCCAAGAAGAAAACGGACAAAAAGAGAGCGCUUAAAAGACUCUAGCAUGCACCUUCCAGCUUUGUUUGGUGUGUGUAUGUGAACAUCUUUAUACAGUAUGGAACUUCGUUUUUUUGCUCUCUUUACCACUGAAGACAAAACAUCUCUUGCGUGUACCACCAUUGUUCCUUCAUUGUCUGUAUCGCGGUCAGAAAGUGUGCCGCGAGGACCAGAGGAUGGUCUUGGAUUAUAAUUACGAUUAUGAUGUAAGGGCAUGUUCAAACAAUACUGUGUUGUUCAAAUAUAAAAAAAAAAGCAUUUGAAAGACACCAGUCAGUUGUAGCCCCUAUAUUUGAAGACCUUUUUAUUAGUUUUGAAACACCUCAUUGAAAUUUAUGAAACCAAAUGCAUGCAUCUGAAAACCUAUUUAUAUGUUCCCUAUUCGUAAAAUAAUCAGGUAAUCAAGAUAAAUACUGCACCGAACGGAAUAAUUAAACAAUGAAAUUAAAUUGCGUAAAAAAAGACUUUUCUGAGAAGGUAUUUAACAGUGGUGUGGCAACAAGAAUUAAGUUUUAUGUAAUCUCUGACCAAAAGUACAUGUCGGUUUUGUAAUUUUUCUUCCGACUUUUAAUUUUUAAUGAUAUCGCUGAUUAUAAUUAAUGUUGAACGGAAUUGUAAUGAGCUGUAAAAUGUAAAUCCAUAAACUCCCUUAAAAUUAAAUUGUAGGCUUUCCAAUCAUUAAAUAAUUGGUUUUUAUGAAGUAGGUUGUAAAAUGACAAUAUGGAUUUAAUGCCAUGCCUUCAUUUGUUUAAAUUAUUUGCUCAUGUUUACAUGUUAAUAUUUGACUAAUGAACAAGGGUGCAUAUUUUGUGUUGGAUGUGGUACAAAUAUCCCUUCUAGAGAUGUAUUGAUCAAAUAUCACUAAUUUUGCUGUUGUGAUGUACAUGUAUAGCUUGACAUUGAACUAUUGUCAACUGGAGUACUGGUUUAUUAAUCAUCGACUCGUCGUUAUAGCAAGUGGAAGGGGAAGAGUACUCUGUUCAGUGAAAUAAUACAUUACAUAUUUUCCAAAACCACUGACAUUUCUCUUAACAUUGAUGCUCUCAAUCAAUAUUACAAGUACCACAUCCACAAAAUAUAUUUCACGCAAUGCAGAACUGCACCGGUUAUUUGCGCAUUAAAAAAAUUGAUUGGAAAAUAAAAUGACAAUGUUCAGUCGCGUACAGCUGUUGAGGGUUUUUAACGGAGCAUUUUACGCACUGAAAUUUAAAUUUACCUUGUUUUAAUUUCGGUUUCACGGCAUGGCUCGAAAUUGCAUACUGUACUCCUGGAAAGAUCAGUAUAGAAUGUUGCUUUUAUAUUUUAAAACUUAUGUCAGUACAUCCGUAAAUGUGUGUACAGUUUUGUCUGAAAUUUCUUCUGUGAUAUUGUACAUUUUGUGUAAAGUCGAGGUCUGUUUGUAAUUGCCACGUGUUAAUUUGAAUCUUUUAAAACCACAUUAAAGUGCAUAUUUGCUUAAGUAA
Messenger RNA from Lethenteron reissneri (Far Eastern brook lamprey), 2156 nucleotides. It is a transcript of the gene UBE2S, whose product is annotated as ubiquitin conjugating enzyme E2 S. Lineage: Eukaryota; Metazoa; Chordata; Hyperoartia; Petromyzontiformes; Petromyzontidae. The record is from RefSeq and is a predicted model, not a curated record.